CUGUUGUGGGAGGCAAACUCAAACAAGGAGGAGGCUCUGAAUUCUCACCAACAACAACAACAACAAAACGAGCGAGAGAGAGCGAGAGAAAUUCUCGUAGCCUUCAAUCCCCAAAUUCGCCGAGAAAUCUAUAGAACCAUACCCAAACCAACCACAAUCAAUCAUUCAACCAUAGACCCUCUCUCUCUCUUUUCGCCAUCAAAAGCGAUCAUUGUCGGCUUCUUUAAUCUCUUCCCUCUUCCUUUGGAAUCAAUCCCUUUUCUUUUCCGAUUUCACUUUGUUUUUGUUUCCGAGGCCGACCCUUUAUCUUUCUUCGUCUCUUUCAUCCGCUUCCCUCUUCUUCUCUCUGUUUCUGUUCUUCUACAUUCCCCCCUUCACUUGUUCCACCAACUGGGUUCUUCUGCUUAGCUUUUGGUUUGUUGGGUUUCGGCGUCGGAGCUGCUUGGUUGUGUUGUGCGCAUCGCUCCGGCGUUUGAAUAAGCUUUGGUGGAUUCAUUUGUAUAUGAAAUGAGUUGGAACAACACGCAUACAGAAGUUCAUCAUGUUAAUACCCCUUAUCCUUAUAACACUGCUGGGAGUUUCCUGGAAUAUUUUGAAGGUCUUACCUACGAACAUGUAAAUUUCAUAUUUUCGGGCGCUUCACAUUCUCAGGAGACUGUUUAUCCUCCUCUGAAUUCAAACUUUUACAAGUUUGGGUUUUCAGAUUUUGGGAGUCCUACCUAUUACAACCCACCUCAAGCUUAUAGGGUGCAUGAUCAAGAGCCCAUAAUUUAUGAACAUAGGAGGCUAGAAAACUCAGCAACUCAGCCUGAUGUACAGAGCACAGUAAAUCUUGAGUUGGAAGAAUUUGCAAAUACUACAGCAUUUGACAACCAUGUAGAAUGUCCAAGAGGACGCCAUAAUUCACAUGAUUUUCAGGUUGUUUGGCAAGACAAUGUCGAUCCUGAUAAUAUGACUUACGAGGAAUUACUAGAGUUGGGUGAGACAGUUGGAACUCAAAGUCGAGGUCUUUCACAAGAAUUGAUCGCUUUGCUUCCGAUAUCAAAGUACAAAUAUAGUUUCUUCUCGAGGAAAAAAUCUCGUGGAGAGAGAUGUGUGAUAUGCCAAAUGGAAUAUAAACGAGGCGAUCGACGGAUCACUCUGCCAUGCAAACAUAUCUACCAUGCUGGUUGUGGAACCAAAUGGCUCAGCAUCAACAAGGCUUGCCCCAUAUGUUAUACAGAGGUGUUUGGUGAUACUUCAAAACACUGAGUGAGUGUGUUGAUUGUUAGAGGAAAGAAAGAAGAAGAAGAAGAAGAAGAAGAACAUAAUGGUGUUUGUAAGUUAAUUGUUAGAAAUUUUUGCGAGGAAAUUCACUUGAUUUUCUCUCAUAAAUUUGGGCACUUCAGUAAUCUCCCACUGCUGAAGUGAAUAAAACAUCAGUUGCUUGCUUGUAUUAGCUAGCUAGCUUGUAUCAGUGUUUGGUGUUUGGAUGUGUUAUGAAUCCUUGGCGGCCUCAAGAGCAGGGGCAAAAUGGGAAAUUAGAAAUGGAAAUAACUCUAUAUUUUAUAGGAAUUUUGUAAUUCAUAGUCCCCUUUUUUAAAAUAUUGCAUUUCUUAUAGUCA
This is a messenger RNA of Cucurbita moschata (crookneck pumpkin), 1604 nucleotides long. Its product is annotated as E3 ubiquitin ligase BIG BROTHER-like. The record is from RefSeq and is a predicted model, not a curated record. Gene Ontology annotation, molecular function: ubiquitin-protein transferase activity; ubiquitin conjugating enzyme binding. NCBI's taxonomy places the organism in Eukaryota, Viridiplantae, Streptophyta, Magnoliopsida, Cucurbitales, Cucurbitaceae. Gene Ontology annotation, biological process: protein ubiquitination; negative regulation of organ growth. Bases 508 to 1251 code for a protein of 247 amino acids. The transcript has 8 exons.